Sporothrix brasiliensis 5110 is the source of this 1815-nucleotide messenger RNA. RefSeq lists its product as uncharacterized. The record is from RefSeq and is a predicted model, not a curated record. The coding region runs from base 1 to 1815 and encodes 604 amino acids. The transcript has 2 exons. Lineage: Eukaryota; Fungi; Ascomycota; Sordariomycetes; Ophiostomatales; Ophiostomataceae.
AUGCCCAAGAUCAAACCCCGGAGCUCACGUCGUGCUCCACCGCUCAAGGAGAGCGACUACGACCACGAGAUCAUCCUCGUCGACAGCGCGGCGGAUGACGCAGGCACGAACACCAAUGCCGUGGACGCAGGCGAUGGAGCGGCGCCAGAGACUAACGUGGCGACGGCUGCCGGCCCGUCCGCCGAAUCGUCGGCACCAAACACGGCUAUCGACACCGGCGAUGGUGCGGGUGAUGAAGCUACGAGCCGACAACCCUCGGACACGGCCCUGACUCCUAAUCCUGCAAGGCCACUAUCGCAAGUGCCCUCCGCGUCAUCUUCUACGCCGCUUCUGAAUACGCUGUCGACCGUUCCAACAGCCACCAUUGAUGCUAGCCGCGCCCCGAAGAAUCCACCACAAGAACAAAGUUCCUCCAGAUAUGGAAGCAUAUCCAAAAUCGUGUCGGUGCCAGAGGGCAGAGCACCGUCCGUCCUAGUCGAAGACGCAACACCCGACGGCGAGGUCCCCAGCGGCACCAAUACAAAAGGCAAGCAGACGGCGGUAACAAGAGCAGAUGCAACACCCGUCACUGCGCAACCCAGCCGCCAGUCCAUGCAGUCCGUGCGGUCUGCGCAGUCUGCACAAUCCGUCCGCCUCGAGUCUGAGGCCGCUAUCGACAUCCUUUAUGAAAAUGAGCGCGGCGGGUUUCUCUGCGGCAUUCCCCUGUUUUCACGUCAAGCCCUAGGCAACCUCGACCCUUCGCCAUGGACCAACUACGCUCACGGCACCAGUCCGACCGACAUCAGAACGGCACAGGUGCCGGACCCGACGUGGGAGUGGGCGUGGCCUGAGUGGCGCAUCAACCGUGACGAACAGGGCGUACAGGACGAGAACGGCUGGGAGUACUCGUUCAUGUUCGCCAAGUAUUUUACGUGGCACGGACCGACGUGGUACAACUCUUUUGUACGCCGGCGUGCGUGGAUCCGGAAGCGCGUCCGGCGCAAGGUCCGGCGCAAGAACACAUCUGCCUCGUCUGCCGCUGCUUCAGUCAUGGGGCUCGGCGAGAUUGACAGCGUCACGGACCCUCACCUGCUCAAUCCCGAGUAUUUCACCGUCUUGUCGGCCUCAGAAACACGCCGCAGCUCUAGCAGAGUGAGCAGCCGCCACGCCAGCCGCCUUAGCCUGGGAGCGGCGAGCGUGGGCAGUGGUCCAGGCGAGGGCGCGAGCGGCGGUGAGGGGGAGGUCGAUGGCCACGAAGGCCACGACGGUGGGUACAUUGAGAUGCCCAAAGAGAUCCUCGAUGCCGAUAUCCUUAUGUGCUUCUUGCGGGCGGCGCGCAUCGACCGGGAAAAGAUUGAGGCCGUGGACAAAUUCAUUCACGACGCCCGCGAGGAUCUUGUCCGCCUACAGGACUGUAUGCACGAGAUCAUGGCUUUGUUUGUCUUCCAGGCAUCGCGACGAACGCUACUGACUCAACUGAUCGAAGCACGCGACGAAGCGGUAGAGACAAAAGAGAAGGCCGCCGCAGAUAUCGAGGCCUCUGGGGCCGACAAGGGCAAAGUCGCAGAAGCAGGGACUCGCCCGAAACCCGCAAACGACGAUGCCGAUGCCGUACACAAACUGCAGGCACUUGGACGCCGCGUCGGCUAUCUUAAUGCUGCCGUGAAACACGCCGACGAGGAGGUGCGCCGCUUAGAGUACUGGAGCGACAUCAAGGCCAUGGCACGUCGCGGAGAAACGAACGGCGCAGUCGGCCAAGGCGAAUGGGAUGCGCACCAGUGGCAGGGUGUGGACAACAGCGGCCCCAAGCCUCCUCCGCCCAAGUCGCCCACCUAA